AUGGCGUCGAGUCUGUCGUCCCUGGCUGAAAAUUUGCUUACACCCGAACAUGAGAAAUUCCGUGAGACAGCCAAACAUUUUGUCACCGGAGAUAUGCCGCUCGUGACUCGUAAGGGGGUGUACCCGUACGAGUACACGGAUAGUUGGGAGCGGAUAGAGGAUACUAGGUUACCGAGUAAGAGGAGCUUUUACAGUACGUUAACAGAGACCGGGAUUAAGGAGAGCGAAUUUGACCAUGCUAAGGAGGUAUGGAGGCAUUUUAACCUGUAG
Messenger RNA from Macrosiphum euphorbiae (potato aphid), 270 nucleotides. NCBI's taxonomy places the organism in Eukaryota, Metazoa, Arthropoda, Insecta, Hemiptera, Aphididae. The record is from the annotation of a GenBank genome assembly.